Molecule: messenger RNA, 1084 nt
Organism: Rattus norvegicus (Norway rat)
Lineage: Eukaryota; Metazoa; Chordata; Mammalia; Rodentia; Muridae
Gene: Avpi1
Product: arginine vasopressin-induced 1
Exons: 3
Coding region: 226-672 (148 amino acids)
Source: RefSeq, marked validated
CCGGUCCCUCCCCCUCUGCAGCAGCUGAUUGGCUCGCGGAGUCUCCGUGUUCGAUUUGGUGAAGUUGGCUCGGCUGCUCGCUGGAAGGCUAUGACGGAGGAUUGGCUGUGGAAGGGGCUCGGAGCGCUUUCUCUUAGGAACUGUGGCUGUGAUCCAGGUGGCCCGGCCAGGCUCCCCGCUGCGUUCCGCCCGCCUCGGGCAGCCAAGACAACCAGAGCACCUGUGAUGGGAACUCCAGCCUCUGUGGUAAGCGAGCCACCCCUGUGGCAGGUUUCAACAGCUCAGCCCCGGGGCCGGGGCCGGGGCCGCGGCCGCAAGCAGGCCUCUGCCAACAUCUUCCAGGAUGCUGAGCUGGUGCAGAUCCAGGGCCUGUUCCAGCGCAGCGGGGACCAGCUGGCUGAGGAGCGGGCCCAGAUCAUCUGGGAAUGUGCAGGGGACCACAGAGUAGCUGAGGCGCUGAGGAGGCUGCGCAGGAAACGGCCGCCCAGACAGAACCAUUGCAGCCGGCUCAGAGUGCCAGAGCCGGGUUCUACAGCGGCGGACCCACAAGCCAGCACCACUGACACGGCUUCCAGUGAGCAGUUUGGGAACUCCCGGAGGACAAGUGCUAGAGUCCACCGAAACUGGAAUAAGCCAGGCCCCACUGGUUACCUCCACCAGAUCAGACACUGACCUGUGAAGGGUGGGGAGGUCCUCCCCAAAUACUGCAGGGACUUUCGCCAAAGGGCUCAUGGAGUUGUAAGAAGGACAUCUGUGCAGGCCCUGCCUAGGUGAAGAAAGUAGUAAUAAGAAUGCCCUCAGUUCAGCUCAGAACCAGCAUGUGCUGGACUGCACUUGCGGGACCUGUUCUUACUAAGUGAUGCAAUACCAAGGUUGCCCACGCAUCAGCCUUUCCGACCUAACAGUGUAACUGGGCAGCAUGGCAUUCCCCUGGAAUAAAAGUAAUAUGUACUCAAAUGCAGCAUCUCGCCGUUUCUGCCACUGACAAUUACUGUCACCACCCAGCAGUCUUUCAGUCUUGUGCCACAGGCCAGUGCAGAGGGGAAACUUGUUUAAGUGGAAAAUAAAAACAUUUGCAUCAAGA